AUGGCGGAAAAGGAUGACGAAAGUAGUCAAAACAACAAGAUCAAGGGUUCUUGGAGCCCAAAAGAGGACGCCACCCUUGUGUCGCUAGUGGGAAAGCACGGUGCGCGCAACUGGUCCUCUAUUAGUUGCGGCAUCCCUGGCCGUUCUGGCAAGUCUUGUCGCCUAAGAUGGUGUAACCAGCUUAGCCCAAACGUGGAACAUGGCCCAUUUACUCCACAAGAAGAUGAUGUUAUAAUUCGAGCCCAUGAGGUUCAUGGCAACAAAUGGGCCACUAUCUCUAGGCUUCUUCGUGGGCGAACUGAUAAUGCUAUAAAGAACCAUUGGAAUUCUACACUUAGGCAUCGGGCAGGGUCAAACUCAGCCAGCACUAAACGUUCAUUUGGUGAUGUGUCAAAUGAGUCAAUUCAGUCAGAUGAAACUGGGUCAAAAAGACAUAGCCCGGUUGUAUUAGUGGACUCAAAUGGGCCAGAGACAUUAUUGAGUCUUAUGCCUCCCGGAGAGAUGAUGGUAGUUGAAGGUCAAGCGGAGAACAAGGUCGUGGAAGUGGCGCUGAAUGAUGAUAAGGACGACAAGUGGAUUGCGGGCAUUGAUGACACGUGUUUGAUGUCCAUCAUGAAGCGUAUGAUAGCAAAGGAGGUUCAAACAUAUAUCAAUAGUUUAUGGGCCAAAGAAGAUUUUGGGUUUACAUUCCAGCCCACGAGCCAAAAACGCAAAUAA
Erigeron canadensis is the source of this 717-nucleotide messenger RNA. RefSeq names its product transcription factor MYB1-like. The transcript has a single exon. Gene Ontology annotation, biological process: regulation of DNA-templated transcription. The record is from RefSeq and is a predicted model, not a curated record. Gene Ontology annotation, molecular function: DNA-binding transcription factor activity, RNA polymerase II-specific; RNA polymerase II cis-regulatory region sequence-specific DNA binding. NCBI's taxonomy places the organism in Eukaryota, Viridiplantae, Streptophyta, Magnoliopsida, Asterales, Asteraceae. Bases 1 to 717 code for a protein of 238 amino acids. Gene Ontology annotation, cellular component: nucleus.